Pleurotus ostreatus (oyster mushroom) is the source of this 888-nucleotide messenger RNA. RefSeq lists its product as uncharacterized. The record is from RefSeq and is a predicted model, not a curated record. The coding region runs from base 1 to 888 and encodes 295 amino acids. The transcript is spliced from 3 exons. Lineage: Eukaryota; Fungi; Basidiomycota; Agaricomycetes; Agaricales; Pleurotaceae.
AUGAUCGUAAUCAUGAUCCCUCGUGGCGUGCACGCCUACCAGACGCAUGUGCUUGCACCCGUCGUUACUGGUGCGCCUCUCAUGAAGAGAAAGUUUGGCGCAAUCGAUACUGCGGGUAGCCUCGGCAAUAUUACGAGCGGCGCUAACGGUGCAGACGCAGCGCCUCCACCAUCAAUCUUUACGCUGACAAAUGCUCAAGGCCAACGUAUCUGCCGCCAAUGCGGUACGCCAGGUCGUUACAAGGAGGGUAAAUGCGUCGAGAAAUGGGGUCCAGGGUCUCAAAGGCCUGGUACAGUAUGGAUUGCGCCGCAGUACAUUGGACUGGCGGCCAACUUCGCUAUUGCCCAACACGCAGCCACCCAGCAGCAGCCACCGAUGCAAUCUCAACCUCGCAUCAUCCAUUCACCACCCGAGCGCGGCAUCCACCGUACAGAUACUCUACCCAACACGCAGCACUCGCCAUACGCGCCCAGCGAGGAGUCGUCGCUGUGCCCCUCCCCCUCCCGCACUCGUCGUUCCGCCGCGGUGGUCCUGUCCCGCCGUCACCUCCGACCAUCGCGAUACUUCCACCAAGUUCAAACGCCGAGGCACCAGCGCCAGCGGGAGCUGCUGCCGCCCUUAGCGGCUGCGUCAUCGCGCGCCAACAGCCGAGCCAACUCGUGGAGCAGCGCAUGCCGUGCACGUCCCGCCGCGACGCCUAACCGGCCUGCGACGCCUGCUGACGCCGCUAGCAUUGGCACGUUGGCUGCGCUUGUAGCUGCCAGGAAGAAGUCGCUAAUAAUCGUCGAGGAUUUACAUGGGAACGUGCCCGCGUCGGCUGUGAGGAUGAAUGUUGAUGGAGAGAGUAACGAGACUGGCGACGCGGAUCGUGAGGCUGAGGGUGGCUGA